UAUUUCUUAAAGAUAGCAGAAAUAUAUAUAUUGAUCAAUAAUGCAUUGGCCUGGUAUAGAUAAAGCAAGUGCUUUCAUAAGGAAGGAUUUUACAGCACAUUUUAUUACUCUAUCAGUAUUUAAACAUGGAUGUUUGCAAAAAGUUACAGAGCAAACAGAGAGCCAUGGCUGCCGAAGUUGCCAGAGUAGCCAGGAGAGUUGAAGAGGCGAAGGAAACGAAACAUUUAGAUCUUUCCAAUUGUGAGCUCAGGAUGAUACCAGAUGCAAUAUACUUUAUGCUGAAAGAUGUGGAAUUAACUACCUGUGAUCUCAGUAAAAAUUCACUGAAGAAAAUUCCACCAAAAUUUUGUACCAAAUUUCCAUCAAUAACAGGCAUAGAUAUACAGCAGAACCUCAUAGUAUCCCUUCCAGAUGAAAUGAAAGAGCUGACAGAACUCACACGUCUCGAUGUUUCAAAUAAUAAACUCGAAACAUUUCCAGAACAAAUUUGUGAUUGCCCCAAACUUCAGUUAGUCAGUCUUAGAGAAAAUAGAAUGUCAGAUCUUAACAUUACCAAAGUCCAGUCAAUGCCAGCCCUGAAAGGUCUUGAUGUCCAAGACAAUCCGCUAUCCCCUGAAACAGUGUCCAAGCUGGCUGGUAUAGACCAACCAAGUGUUCUGUUUGGUGUCUCAGAUCCUGCUGGUAAAGAGUUGGAGCAACUUGAAUAAAUGCAAAAACACUGUUCCUACAUGCAGCUUUGUAUUCUCAUUGUUUCCUGUACAGAAAUCCUCCAUUUCAAUUGACAUUUGUACACACCUGCUUUGUUAUCAAAUGUCUUUAUAUUAUAUAAAUAGACAUGAAUAAAUAACUUGAAAAAAGUCUCUGUCUGUUGUUGGUGC
Mya arenaria is the source of this 878-nucleotide messenger RNA. Its product is annotated as leucine-rich repeat-containing protein 20-like. Lineage: Eukaryota; Metazoa; Mollusca; Bivalvia; Myida; Myidae. The transcript has 5 exons. The record is from RefSeq and is a predicted model, not a curated record. Bases 126 to 707 code for a protein of 193 amino acids. Gene Ontology annotation, molecular function: protein binding.